GAGAGGGAUGCAAGGGGGGGGUGGAGGAAGGAAGGCAGGAAGCAGGAGGGGCGGCCCGACGUGGCGCGCCGGAGGGAGGGGAUGGGGGGAGGAGGCGAAGCGGAGCCGUGGCCCGUGCGCGCCUCUGGCUCCCCGUGCAAUUUGCAGCCAAUCAUCGGGAGGUGGCCGCAGCAGCCUCCCGCAUCCUCCUCACCUCCUCGGCGCGGCCGCGCUCCUCGCCGCCACCCCGCCCGCCCCUUCGCCUCCCUCCCCCGGCAACCACACACACACACACAAAACAGAGGGGGGGGGGAAGAAACUCCUCCGGCGGCCUCCCUCCCCUCCUCGCACACAGCGACUGGAGAGACGCACGGAGCGCAGCGCGCAGGGGAGAGACCGGCGAACACACAAGGCGAGCGCUCUCGCACAUCCAGGCGCACACGCACGCACGCCCCCCCCCCCCCCCUUCACACAGUCACACACUCGCGGUGCCUGCUCUUUCCUCUCCCCCUCCCUCCUCCUCCUCCUUUCUCUGCAACAAGAAAAAAAAGCCACUUACAGGUAUUUGCUUAGAGGAUCGGCGUCUUUAUUUCGGUCCCACCCGCCCUCCCCCCCUCCGCACUCGCCGCCCUUUACAGUUUGUUUACAAGUAUCAAAGUUGUAAUUGAGGAGCUGCCAAAGACACAUCGGGAUUUUUUUUUCACCCCUUUCUUCUUUGUGUUAGGGAGUGAUGUGCAACUAAUUAAAGACAGACAGGCGGGUUAAGCGUCUGCAAAUCCGAGCCCCCCAAAUACAGAGACUGUGCGGACGGCGCCCACCGUGGAGGAGAAGCAUGCCAGCGGCCAGGCUGCCUGAGACCCCUUCGACGACGGCAGAGAUGUCCGCCCGAGAGGAUUAACGGGCACGGCUCGGCUCCUUUCCCCGCCGGCCCCGCCACCCGCCCCGCACCCGUCCCUGCCCGCCCGACGGCUCCAGUGGCCCUCCUCCCCGCCCUGCCCUUCCCUCCCCUGGCCCUCCCCGGCCCCCCUUUCCUCUCCUCCUCCUCCCCCUUCCCCCCCACCCUGUUGCCCCAAGCCCACCCGCACCCCUUGGGCACCAUGAACACCAACGUGUGCGUGGAGACGGGGCCCAACCCGGAGGCGCCGGGGCUGCCCAAGGAGAACCACCUGCCCGACGGCGCGCUCAACAGCCUUGUGGAUUACAACUCGGAGAUGGAGAGGUACCGCUCCUUCGCCACCUUCUACAAGACCAACGGCGGCGCCUUCCCGCAGGCGGCCAAGAUCGCCCGCAUCACCACCCCCAUCUUCCCCAGCGCCGCCGCAGCCGCCGCCGCCCGCAUCGGGAUGUCCCCCUGGAACUGCGACACCGCCACGGCCGCCGCCGCCACCGCCAUGCUCUGGGGCAGCGGCGCGGGAGGCGGCGGAGCCGGCGUCGGGGGGCCCAACCCCGCGGCGGCCGCGGCCGGAGGCGUAGUGGCCCGCAAAGCCUCCUCGGCUGCAGCAGCUGCCUCGUCGGCGGCGUCCUCGCCCGCCUCUUCCCUGCACGCCGCCAGCAGGAGCGCCGGCGGCGGCGGGGGGUUGCACCAUCGGACCGACUCCCAGCGGCUGGCCAAGCCUGGCUGCGCGCCCGCCGAGCAGCCGGCGUUGCAAAUGGCCAACAACAAUUUCCUCUCCUCCCUGGCCCCAGAGCACUGCAGGCCUUUGGCGGGGGAGUGCAUGAACAAGCUCAAGUGCGGCGCCGCCGAAGCGGAGAUCAUGAACCUCCCCGAGCGCGUGGGGACUUUCUCGGCCAUCCCGGCCCUGGGGGGCCUCUCAUUACCGCCCGGGGUCAUCGUCAUGACAGCCCUGCACUCCCCCGCCGCGGCCUCGGCGGCCGUCACAGACAGCGCGUUUCAAAUUGCCAAUCUGGCAGACUGCCCGCAGAGCCAUUCCUCCGCCUCGUCGUCCUCCUCCUCCCUGGGAGCCGCCGGAGGAGGAGGGGGUGGCGGGGGAGGCGGCGGCGGCGGCGCUGGAGGAGGCGGAGGGGGCGGCGGCGCUGCUGCUGGUGGAGGCGGAGGGGCGGGCAACCCGGCCAAGAAGAAGCGGAAACGGUGCGGGGUGUGCGUGCCCUGCAAGAGGCUUAUCAACUGUGGCGUCUGCAGCAGCUGCAGGAACCGCAAAACGGGACACCAGAUCUGCAAAUUUAGGAAAUGUGAAGAGCUAAAGAAAAAACCGGGCACGUCGCUAGAGAGAACACCUGUUCCCAGCGCCGAAGCAUUCCGAUGGUUCUUUUAAGCAGUAGUAUAUCUUAUUUUCAAGGCAGCCUGAAGUGAAUGGCAAGCUAAAGUCUUGUUUUAAGAAACUGCUUAGUCCACCACUGAAGAAUAUAUUCAGAUACUAUUUUCAUUUAUGUAUAGGGGUUUCCUCAAAAACAAAUUCUCAAGUAGAGUGGUCUCCAGGUAAGAAGGGGAAUCAAAGCAGCUCUGUAGAACGCUUCUGGGAUCAAAUUUCCCCGGCUGAAAGGCCUGAACAUAAGAUAAUGCUGUUUCAGCACCUAUCCUGUCAUGUUCACAGUCUGACUUUUUCUGAAUAAUGUACCCUCCCCAUGCAUCACUGCCUUGUGUUUUCAUACUUCUCAGACAAGCCUCUUGCAGUCAUUAAGUCUUCUACCCUCUGUUCAAAUGACCAUAGUUGCAUUAUUUGCAGCUGGCUUCCAUUCUGACUCACCGUCAUUUGCAUUCCUCUCUAAAGGCCCACAGAAUAAGAAAACACUACACAGUAGAGAACACUCACCUGCUUCAAGAGGGCCACUCUCUUAUCAGGAGACCACCAUAUCUGGGGCCCUGGGGAAUUGGCCAGUUUAUCACAUUCAGUACACCAAUUCUUUCUUUGAUGUAAUUUAGCUAUACUAGUGAAGUUGUUGUCUAUUUUUAAAGUGGCUGUAAAAACAAAGUUUGGGUAAACCCCUGCUGUAAAAUAAUGUAUCUUUACAAAAGUACCAUAUCUAUACUUCAUUUUUUCCAAUAUAUGUGUUUCAGUACUGUAAACUGUACAGCUAGCAGCUUGUAUUUUGUGUGUUUAGACACAAGAAGACAAUCACGUCUGAGCGUCUACGGAGAUUAACUGUUUGUACACAACAGUGUGGUUCUGCAGAUUAAACCAGAAGCAAUAAAUUCAAGCUUUAAUUAUUAUUUUUGGCCAGUUGAUCAGUAGCAGCAGAGGCCGUACUGUUUUUUACCAUGCAUCCUUCCUUAGUAACUCAGUGCAAAGGUUUGCAAGACAGCAAAGAUUUGAGAUGCAUUUGCUAGAUACCUUCAAACCAUACUGUUGUAUGAAGUGAAGACAGAAAGCAUAAAAGUUAAUCUUUGUGAGCACUAAAUUUAGAGUAGUGGUCAUGCAGUUGCAUUGCUUCCGAAAGAGCUUUACCGAAUGAGACCCCUCCAAAGCAUGUAUUGUUCAUUGACUGACUUUAUACUGUAUCAUGAAGUAGAGUUUAUAGCAGAGGUGGGCAUACAGAAUCAAUUUUACAGAGAGUUAUAUGACGCUUGUUUUAAAUUACAAAAUGAAAAGAGUAUCGUAUCAGUGUGUGUGGGGGGGGGGUGGAAUCUAUGAAUAUAUUACCUUUCCAUUGAAAGUUGCUUUAUAGACCUUUCAAUAGGAAUUUUUUUAAAAAAUAUAAAGUAUGACAUUAUUUUUGCCCCAUGUAUGGCAUUUAGUUCUUAGACUAGUUUGUAAAUUUAGAUGGAGUUGGAUCUUUUCUGCAGUGGGGCCUGAAUGUCUUUAAAGUGUACCAUUUUCCUUUGAUCAAACUAAAGUUGAAAAAAAAAAGAUCACUUUUCCCUGACCCAGUUUUCCUUUACUGCCCCCUCAGGCAAUCACUUGAACCCUUCAGCACAUAAUUUCAGCUGUAUGGUUAAAACAAAGGACUUUGUUGAUGAGGCUAUGGUUAAAUCAUUCAUAAAUAAAACAAAACAUAUGUAGGACAGUGAAUUUUUAUCUCACAAAGAUCACUUUGUCCCCUCUGCUGUCUCAUCCAAAGCUACAGUCUACAUGUGUAAAUGAUUAAAUACACCUGCCAAGGGUAUUAUGUGCUAGUGAGCAGAUAGAAAAAAUAAAAACUAUGGAGAUAAAAGUGUGUACAAGAAUGCUCCUGGACUCAGUUUUGUUAAGUAUGGCUUGAAUGUGGAGUGUGAGAACUUUCACAAAAUCCUGAAAAAUCUCAGGCAAAUAAUGAUGCUUCAUUUUUUAGAAGUUUGUAGUCCUUGUGAUUGACAGGGGCACUUCCUCCCCCACACACAAAAAGAGAACAUGCUCAUAGUUUGCUAAAGAUCUGUGGUUGUUUGUAUGGGUUUUCCUGUACCUGUAGUAGUGAUGGAUGUUGCAACCUCUAUAUUCAAAACAGUCCAUACUUCCUUCACAUCUUUGCUUUCUCCAAGGAGACAUAUUUAAGACUGCUCAGCAUCACUGAGUUACUCCUUGCUACAUUUUAAGUACCUUUGUUUUACUUAAAUUCACCCCUUUAGGCUCAAAGGAUUGGAUUGUGCUCCCUUUUGGUACAUGCUUGGGGGGUAAAUAUUCCAACCCACAUUUGUGAUAGUGAGUACCAAAACAAGCAAUGGGAAAUAUUGCUGGCUUAAGCAACAGGGUGUAACUUCAUGUAUGCGGCUGUAUAUAUAUUUCUGUUAGCGGUCCUCUUCCUUACCAGACCACUCCCCAACCCAUCACAAGGGAAAAAAUACCCCAAUAUUUUGCAUCAGAAAAAAGGAUGUAGAUAUAUGCAAAACUGGUCAAUUUGCAUAACAUAUUCCUAUUUAGAAACGCAGCCCACCUUGCCACAAAAUGUGGGAUUUUUGACACAGAAUCCUGAUGUACACACAGAAACUGUAAAAAGGCAGCGCAGCGACAAAGCAUUUUCUUUCCAAAUUUCAGCAGUUUGUUUGUUUUCCUGCUUUUCAUUUUGUCCCAGGCCUGAGCAUGAUGACCAGCCACAAAGAUUAUGAUUUCAGAUGAGCAGAGAAGGUUAUCACUAUGAAUCAGUUCAGCUGCCUUCAAAACCAGGAAUUUGUAAUUAGGGUGGGGUUUUUGUUUUAGUAUCAGGGUUUUGUGGUUGUUGUUUUGACUGUUUAACUCCCUGUAAGGGAACAGUAAAGGACAUCAGUUCUCUUUCACAACACAACCAGAACACUGUGUAUCAUCCAAAGCAAGUUAGACCUGCUCAAGCACCAUUGAAAUUUGGGCUGAAUGGAAACAGGUUGGGUUUGACAGUUCUUCAGGGAAAUUCGACCAAGAGGGGUGAAGUGUUCAUCCAGCUUACUGAUAGUCCCGACCACUCUCUUGGUUCUGCUCCUCUUUGGCAGCAUGAUGCUUCUGCAGAACAAAGGCAAGAUUGCCCUCAAUCUGAUUUUGCUUCGUACCAAAACCCUGUAGCCAAUGAGAUUUCGAGAUAUGAUAAUAUCUAAAGCCAAAUCAGCAAAGGUGGUCAUUCUUGCCUUUGUUCUGAGUUGACCAAAGGGUGAGAGAUGGUAUCAAGCAGCAAUGAAGAACAUGGUUGCCACUGAGGCCCCUUCCGCACAUGCAAAAUAAUGCAAUUUCAAUCCACUUUCACAAUUGUUUGCAAGUGGAUUUUUCUAUUUCGCACAGUAAAAUACAGUUGCAACGUGGAUUGA
Messenger RNA from Sphaerodactylus townsendi, 5623 nucleotides. RefSeq names its product CXXC finger protein 4 (gene CXXC4). Gene Ontology annotation, cellular component: nucleus. The coding region runs from base 1077 to 2252 and encodes 391 amino acids. Gene Ontology annotation, molecular function: zinc ion binding; methyl-CpG binding. The record is from RefSeq and is a predicted model, not a curated record. The transcript has 3 exons. Lineage: Eukaryota; Metazoa; Chordata; Lepidosauria; Squamata; Sphaerodactylidae.